AUGAUGGAAUCAACAGCAAGAUGGUUUUUUGGGAGUGGCAGAGCAGGAGAUACUUCGGUUUACAGCCUUGCGCACGACCUCUUUUGCGGUCGACUUCUUCCAUCCGACGUACCUCCGCUCGAUGUUAUUUGGGAUGGCGACUCCUUUUUCUCCCUGGGCAACCGUCGGCUGGCAGCCUUCAAGAUAUUCCAAGCUCUGAGCGCGCAUGAAGUCGUGAAGGUGCCUUGCCAAAUUUGGCACAAGGAGAACAAGGACAAGCGUCAACACUACAAGGGUGCAAGGACCACUACCAAAGAAUUGAGCUUUGGUAUUGGCAUCAAGCCUCAUGGAGAACUCGAGGAAGCCUGGCAUUUGGGUGAGCCACUUUUUCGCAGAGCACAGGAGUGGUGUGUCCCAAUGACCAGUAUUCAAGGUCCAGACCUUGAAGAUGGUGCUGCAAAGAUGCCAUCAAGACUGGAGGAAGCAGCAAAGCCCAAGAAGAGCGAAAAGGUCACCAAAGCAAAAGCUCCUCCCACAUGCCCGCUCAGCUACGAGACCAAAGAUGCGAGGAUGGAGACCGAGAACAUGCCCCAGGACCAAGAAGAGAUCAUCGAUGCUGCCAUUGCAAACUGUGAACAAUGCCACGGGCUGCCUGUAGGACGGGCCACAAUUGACCAAGUGGCAAGCUCGCCAGCGAAGGUCAGUGUUUGCGUAGGGCCAUCUAUUGAAGACAGCAAAAAGGGGCAAAGUCCCAGUCCUAGCCAUUCAGAGAGCCAUCUCACGAAAGCUCAUUUCAACAAAAACGACAUGGCAGAUUGGUUCAUCAAGGACACCUCUUUGCCGCAAGCAGACAUUGACUCUUCCGCUUUGACCUGUCACAGAAUGCCGCCAGGCCUGAUCGAACCUAGCCAAGCUAGCCACACUUUGGAGACUGUCCCUGUCACCAACAUGGAGGAGAAGAGACCUGACGAUGGUCAGUGCACGGUGGUUAGUGCAGGCGUUGAGGCAGCUUUAACAACUACGAAAAAGAAAAAGAGGGGAGCGAAGGCAAAGAAAGGGGUCAAGGUGAAGCUCCAGGAGUGUGCCCCGAUGACCCCUAUUGCAGGUCCAGAUCUUGAAGAUGGAGGGCUGAAGACGGCAACAAGACUGGAGGAGUUGCAGUCGGACGGCAACGAAAGAGAGGAAGAAUCAAAGCCUACGAAGAAGGUCGAAGAGAUGUUCACAGUGAAAGCUCCUCCGACACAUCCCUUCUAUGAGACCAAAAGUGCUGCGGAGAACGUGCUUGAGGGGCCGAAGACUGAGAACGUGCUUGAGGCCAGGGACAGCUUCCCAACGCAAGCACCAGCUUCUAGUGUGGAAAGUGCAGAAUCAGAGGCGUCUCAGGCAUCUCCAGCUCCUCGUCCUCUAAACGAGACAACCUUUAUCGACGGGAGUGACGAAGAGGAUUCCUUUCGAAGCGAUGCGGAGAGUGACUAUGCAGACAUCGACGCAGACGAAGCUGACGAAGCUGCAGUCACGUCAGAAUAUGCCAGGCUUCAAGAAGUGGAAGCUGAAAUGAAGAAGCAGUCUGACAUUCAGAGUGUCAGUGAUCUGAAGGGCCGUUUGGUAGCGGGAACCUUCCGCGUUCUGUCCGGCUCAGAUUUCAAAGGGCGAAGAUCGAAGGCGCAGAUCGUCAUUGACCAAGGUCCAACGAAAAUGCUCGGUUGCCGAGUGCACAUCAUCGGGUCCAUGAACCGGAAGCGUGCCUGGGAUCACGAUCGCUGCUGGGUGAGGAUCUUGGCUGCCAGAGUGGCAACUGAAGAUCCGCCGAAGAGACGUCAGCAGAACCAGGAUAUGAACAGACCGUGGGAAGCAGCAACUGCUCAAGUCACAACACUCUUUGGCCAUGUUGUGCUUUCCAAAGAGCAGUUCAGCCCGCGCCAAACAAGGGUGGUCUGUGCACGAUCACGGAUCGUUCGCAGUACCAAGAGUUUGCUCUUCCGGCCGAUUAAUGGCAAGUUUCCUAUGAUACAUGUGCCGUGGAAUCCACAGCGAGAGCUGCCAGAUCUUGACGAUCUCCAUGUCAUCGGAUUGAGAUCUUGGGCUGAAGCUUCCACGGCACCGACUGGAAUGUAUGAGGAGGUGCUCAACAUGAAGGCUCGUGAUACUGACGAGUCAGUCCUAUAUUCAAUCAAGAGAUCCUUGAACUACUCAGACUGGGAGGAUCAUUCCGCCAUUAGCUCGAUCCCAGUCAACCCCUUCAAGGAGAUCUCUGAGACAUGCAAAGGACGACGAAAGGACCUGCGGGAGGAGUUUACUGUUUGCAUUGAGCAUCCCGCCUGGCCCGGAAACAUGGCCAUUUCCGUUGGCCAAGAUCAAGUUAAGGUCCAUGUCAUUGAUGUCACAGAGUACUUGUCUGAAGAGAUGUCUGGUCGAGAUCUCGAGCAGCAGGCACGGACUCGGAGCUGCGGUGUGUGGCUCUUGGAUUGCCAGGACCAACCGGUGAACUGCAACUUGCCACUGUUGCAGCCAGAGUUCGUCUCAAAGAUCGACUUUGCGGAGGGUGAAGAGCGGUUGGCUCUAACCUUUGUUUUUACCAUCAACUCGGAUGGUAUUCAACUUCCAAAGAAAAAAAAGGGCAUUGACAGCCACUUUGAGUCCGUGGUUCGUUGUGACAGACGAAUGGCGUACUCAGAUGCAGAGGAGCUGAUAGAGGGAAUGUCGACGCCUUCUGACGAUGCGGGUGUGAUGCUGAAACAGCUUGGUGCCUUGAUGGCGAAGUUUGAAACAACUGCCUUUGAAAAAGGCCAGUCCUUUCCCUUUGAGCAUUGGGAACCAGACAUCGGCCUUGAUGUGCCCGUGCCGGGAUUCCUGAAGUCCCGCAGAAUUGUAGAUGGCCUCUCCUUCUUGGUGAACUUUUAUGCAGCUCAAAUUCUUGAUCGCCAUUCCUUGUGGCGUGAGUUUUUGUCUGUUCCAGCAGAGACCGAUCUACCAGAGUUGAUGCCAGCCUUCGUUUAUGGCGUUGCUGAUACUCAACACCAUAGAGCUUUGGAGCGACUGCUGCAGCACCAUCCAGACGACUGUCGCCUGACUGGUACCACUACGACAGAAGUCGUUGAUGCCAUGAGAGGCAUCCUAGGUCAGCCGCACUUGUCUUCGGAGCAGAGGUUUGCCUUGCAAAAGGCCUUUUUGCGGCAGAUUCGGAUGGGCUUACCACGCGGUUUCUAUCACCUUGGCCAUGGCAAGUCGCCGUGGAACAAUGGAAGUGCCGAUGGGCAGCUUUUUCACCGGCCAAAAAUAUUUCAUGUCUCAGCACCGAUGAAUCGCUAUGUGGACAUGCUAGGGCAACGACUGUUGAAAUGGUUCAAAGGCUGGAGACCUGGACUUUGCUCUUGGCUUCGGCCUACUCUGGAACAGAUGCGGGAGACUGUGGACCGGACCAACGCACGCCUGGAUUCUCAUCGCUUUGCUAGCUUUGUGAUGCGGCAAAUUUCCCACAUGCGUGAGCUGGCACCUUCAUCAAAGAAAGUCAAGCGAGCGGUUGUGGGCUAUGUAGGGCCCUCCAUGUUUGAGGUGCUCCUCCCAACCGCAUCGGGAUCACACUUUAGCAUGACGGUUCCAACCAGUGCCAUACGAAGUACAACAUGUCAAGUGGAAUUUGACGUGGAGCAGCAGAGUCUCAGGAUCCUGAAUGCGGACCCUUGGCGUGACUCCUCAACAAAGCGCUGGAUGGUGCGCUCCUGGAGUACGGAGGUUAGCUGCACCAUCUCCAGGAAUUUUGCUCAACCGAUCAAGCACCAUGCUUCGGCAAACGCGAUGAUCAUCUCAGAUAUCUCCUUCAGUACACCUUCAGGACCUGUUUCUUUGAACAUUGGGCACCGGAUGUAUCCUGAAGUCUUCUCGGACUUUCCUGACCUCAAGCAGGUCUACCUCAUGGAACAAGACCUCAGGGUCUAUGCAGACACCUGGUAUCGCAUUUGGCGCUGCCGCACCCAUGCAGCGGCAUCGGAAGCUUCUGCCUACACUCAGUGGAGACGACCAGUCCGACUUCAAUUUGAUCACGAGAAAGGACGUUUUACCUGCAAUAUACUUCUUCAACAGUCCGAGUCCGAAAACACUCGACCUGAAGCAGGAGAUCUGGUGAUUCUGCGUGCCACGGAGGACGGUCGGGAGGCCUUUCUCUAUGGGGAGCUCGACAAAUGCAAGCCUGCGCAGACGCAGUACAAGACCAAGAUGUGCCGGAACCCAAAUUGUCGGCGGCAGAACUGUGACUUCCUGCACCCGGGAGAGGAACAUGAAGGAGACUUGUACAUGUGGGAGGUAGAGCUCUCACAAGUAAGCCGCGUUGCACUACAGGAGCAAAGGAGGCUUUUGGAGAGCCUCAAUGCCAGCCGCGGUGGUGCAGCUUUCCAAAUCCAGCUUGUGGGAGUUCCUGUUGUAGAUCGCCAGAACUUGAACUUGGUGAAGCAGCUGCCAGCAAAGCUUGAUACUCGACAGGGACGAGAGUCUCCAGUGGCAGCACAUCUGACUAGCUUGCAAACACCGACCCAAAGCCUUGAACAAAGAGAUAUGCGACCGCUGGCCAGCAUACAGCAAGUUGAAGAAGCGGUGGGAGGUGGUGGGCCAUACAGCGUCACUGCCUCACCACUCAACAAGCUUCAACUGGAUGCUGUGAAGCAAGGCCUCCAGCGCAGGUUUUCCGUGGUGCAAGGGCCGCCCGGUACAGGCAAAACCACAUUCUUGGUUCACUUGGUGACUGCGCUCACCAACCUGGAGCUUGAUCCGACCUUGCGCAGGACUGGAGGGCAACCCUCCAGAACGGCGGCUGAAGAGACAUUUGGCCGUAUCCUCGUGACCACGCCUUCAAACCAAGCAGCUGACGAAUGCCUUCGGAGGCUCACGAAGGAGAGCAACAUUCCUCCUCAGUUCAUCACUCGGGUCUAUGCCCGGACCAUUGAGUACCAAUACGGCAGCAAGUUGCGUUGUGGCGGGGGUGCUUAUGAUUCCAACUUGCUUCGAACGCAGCACAAGGUGAAGGAUUCCUUGAAGGAGCACUCCCUCCACCACAAGGUCAUGCAAGCCAAGGAAGUUCGGAGACUAGCGGAGAGGUUGGAACACGAGCGUGGUGCACAAUCACAAUGGAACUACGAUCAGGGCUAUGAAGCGACAGAGCAAAAGGUUCUGAAGGAGAGCAAAAUCGUGAUUACAACUUGCACUUCUGCUUUGUCUCACGGUGCACUCAAAGAGCCGAAAGAAGACCAGCACACAAAGGACGCCACAAAGACAGUCACUGCUGCACGUCGCCCAGGCCCAUCGCGAGCCAUCCGAUUCCGCUCAGUGGUGGUGGAUGAAUGUGCACAGGCGACAGAGCCCGAGGUGGUGCUUUCAGUGAUGCGUGCUGAAGAGCGAGCUAUUCUUGUUGGAGACCACAAACAGCUUGGGCCUGUGGUGACUGAGCACAACCUUUGCAGGGCAUAUUUGUCCAUGUUGGAAAGGCCUAUCCUUGAGCGACUGGCUGAAAGGAAGGACAAGACAAAAUUGUGUAGUGUCAUGUUUCAGAAGCAGUAUCGAAUGCACGAUGCCAUUUGUGCCUUUCCUUCCCAGCAUUUCUAUGGCAAUUUGCUCCAGAACGUGCAGAAUCUGCAGCACCUCCCGGCCCCGGCAACAGUCUGGCCACAGCCAGACCAACCGGUGGUAUGGAUCGACUGUGACACUCCCCACCAGAUGGGUACUGUGAUUCAAGUGGGCAAUGCCAGAAGCCUAAACAGCGUUCCGCUGGAAAACAACACCUCCUUGCAAAAUCCUGGAGAAGCAGAUCUCAUUGUAGAAGCCUACAAGAGGUUGAUGAAAGACGGCACCUGCCAAGCUGGAGAUGUGGCGAUCAUCACGCCCUACAAAGCCCAGCAACAGUACAUUGAGCGGAAAUUGAAAGAACUCCCAGGCGGCCUAGGGAAAAGGGCCAACGAGACCUCCGUGGGAACAGUCUUCAGCAUGCAAGGCUCUGAGCGACACUUCAUUCUCCUUAGCUUCGUCCGGAGCAUUGCAGAAGGUUGGGCCCUCAAGAAUCUUGCUAUGCAGGGCUCAGACAAGGAGAUCCGUGUGGCCGUCACCUCACACAACCCGGCUCUUCGACAGACCUUUGAGUCGCACAUUGGAAUCGCAGCAAAGGAGUGGCUUUGGGCGGCCGUGGCACAAUUUUUGGGCUUGGUGGACGGCGCGGACUUCUUGCAGCCCGCUGCGGAGUGCCCAGAGUGUGCGAUGCUAUGGGGCUUUAGGAGUCUCUAUGGCUUGCAGGAGCCAGGGACGAGUCCAUGGGACUUGUCGCAACUAGCACGGCAGCAUCAACUACUAGAGGGCGUCGCUGCAUAUGCAGUGGCGUCGGAUCGGGGUAGCUCUUUAGGGCGCUUGGCCUGGGGAGAGGAGCGGCUGAAUGGUGUCAUUUCGGGACAACACCGUGGACGGCUUCUGCCACCGGAGCGGCUGAACUGCCUUGAAUCCCUGGAGGUGGCCAUGGUGGUGGUGAGCAAUGCGGCACAGGAGCACAGCUCUGUUCCACAGCCGGUUGACUUGGACUACUUUGUACAGGCACGCCAUGAGGAGCGUCAAAGCUACGCUCUGGCGUCACAGCUGGCCAGCGACGGCCAUGCUGAGGGCAUUGCUGCCAAAGCAGAGAUGCUCUACUACGGCAAAAGUGCAGUGGUUCCCGGUGGAUCCACUGGAAGGGGCUGGAUCGUCUUUCCUCUCCUGGUCCUAGCUGCAUGGGUUCUGCCUAAGCUCUUGGGUGGGAGAGAGGUGGGUGCAGGCUCACCACCAACCCGGCUUCGGAUUGGUGGUUGCUUGCGAGCAAUGCUGCUUCUUGCCGCUUUUGGGUUUUGGUGGUCUUGGCGGAGUGCCCGACCUGGAGAUUUAGCAGCAGACACAGCGCAGGCACAGGAGCUUUUUCAAGAAGCUGCGGAUGCCGGACAUUGGGGUGCUGCCUAUGCCUACGCUUUGCUGAAAUUGGAAGAGAAUGAGAGUGAGGCUGAGCCCUAUCUUACACAAGUGGUCGAGCAGGGUGAAGCUCCCGCGUGCUUCCUGGCGGAGUUCUUGAUGUAUCGUCAUCACCUCCGCCCAUCUGAUCCUGUAAAGGAGAAGCAGCUGCUUAAAAAGGCCGCUGACUUGGGAGAUCCCAUGGCUGCGAAUCUGCUUGCUGAGCGGCUCUCCCGUGAGGAUGCGGCACCCGACGCGCUUGGAUAUUUUCGACAGGCGGCGCUGGCUGGACAGCUUCCUGCUCGAUACAACAUUGGAGUGCUGCUCAUUCAAUCACUGAAUGGAAGCGAACCCAGCGAGGAGCGCUGCUUGGAGGCUCGCCAAGAGUUUCUGGAAGUGGCACGCGACAUGGAUCCCACUGUGCGACUACUUUUUGCCUUGGCAAUGAGGAGUUGGGAAAUGGGCAACUCCACUGCCGCGCUAACCAUUUUUUCACUCCUUUCUGAAGCCGGUGUGACCAAGGCUCACCGCAACGCUGCACGCCUUUGGGAACAACGUAUUGGCACUUUUGAGCCUUUGGAUUCUCCACCACCGGUGCAAGAGCUUGCCGGAGAUGACACGGAGACUUGUGCUGAUGAGGGUGAUGGUGUGGAGCUAGUGGCAACAGGACGCUAUUGCUGUGGCUCUGGCGAUUGCAACUCCUUUAGAUUCAAUGAGCCGGGCUUUCUGCCAUCAGAAUGUUUGCUGCGUUGCAGUGCAGACCCCGAAUGUGUCUAUGCUACCACUUAUGCCACUGGUUAUUGCCAGCUAUCCGUCGAUUGCGGCACCACAGCAGAAGCGAGCGAUACCUCUGCUCAAGUCUUCAUGCUCAAACGACAGCGCUGCAGGCCUUCUCCACCCGUUUUGGCAGAGUGCUCUCCGCAGGCCCGCCCAGCCCAUGGAACGCGCACAGCGCGCCGCUGUGCAGCGCAUUUUUGGGCGCGCGCAGCAGAGCACCCUUUGCAGAUUAAGGCAAACAUGGAGCUUCCUCAGGGCAGUGCGCUCUUGGAAGCAAGCUCGCAGGCAGCAAUGGCUGCGGCUGCGGCAGGACGACAUUUCGAAUGGCUAGGAGAGCUGGAUGCCGCAGUGGCCUGGAACUGUGCAGCCGGCAGAAUGAAGAACCACGCAGGAAAGCUACGCUGUGCUGCUUUGCAGGCGGCAGUGUAUUGCGAAUGGUCACUCUUCACCUGA
Messenger RNA from Durusdinium trenchii, 8157 nucleotides. The record is from the annotation of a GenBank genome assembly. NCBI's taxonomy places the organism in Eukaryota, Dinophyceae, Suessiales, Symbiodiniaceae.